This is a messenger RNA of Acipenser ruthenus (sterlet), 3044 nucleotides long. It is a transcript of the gene cyp2r1, whose product is annotated as vitamin D 25-hydroxylase. Gene Ontology annotation, molecular function: oxidoreductase activity, acting on paired donors, with incorporation or reduction of molecular oxygen, reduced flavin or flavoprotein as one donor, and incorporation of one atom of oxygen; iron ion binding; heme binding. The transcript is spliced from 5 exons. Lineage: Eukaryota; Metazoa; Chordata; Actinopteri; Acipenseriformes; Acipenseridae. Gene Ontology annotation, cellular component: cytoplasm; intracellular membrane-bounded organelle. The record is from RefSeq and is a predicted model, not a curated record. Gene Ontology annotation, biological process: xenobiotic metabolic process. The coding region runs from base 69 to 1577 and encodes 502 amino acids.
UAUGGGAAGUUAGUGUCCAGGGUAUCUGUAGGUGCCAUACAGCGCAAUAUGAAAAUACGACAGACAGAAUGACGACUUUGCAGUCAGUGUCACCAAAACAGACAGGUACCGCUCUAGGCGGUGUAGUAAUUAUAUUUCUCUCGAUCUUGCUGAUUCGUCAGCUUUUAAAGCAGAGAAGACCCAGAGGUUUUCCGCCGGGACCGACACCUUUACCUAUAAUUGGGAACGUCCUCUCUCUUGUAUCAGAGCCGCACGUCUACAUGAAGAAACAAAGUGAAAUCCAUGGACAGAUAUUUAGUAUGGAUCUUGGUGGCAUAUCAACCAUUAUAAUCAAUGGUUAUGAUGCUAUAAAAGAAUGUCUUUUACAUCAAAGUGAAAUUUUUGCAGACCGACCAUCUCUACCUCUUUUUAAAAAACUGACAAACAUGGGAGGAUUGCUGAAUUGCAAGUAUGGAAGGGGAUGGAUUGAACACCGCAAACUUGCUGUCAGCAGCUUCCGUUUCUUUGGCUACGGUCAAAAGACUUUCGAAAACAAAAUUUCAGAAGAAUGCAUGUUUUUUAUCGAUGCUAUUGACGAAUACAAGGGUAAAUCUUUUGAUCCCAAGCAUCUGAUAACAAACGCAGUGUCUAAUAUUUCUAACCUCAUCAUUUUUGGCGAGCGUUUUACAUACGAUGACACUGAGUUCCAGCACAUGAUCGAGAUCUUUAGUGAAAACGUUGAGCUAGCUGCUAAUGCUUGGGCGUUCCUCUACAAUGCCUUCCCAUGGAUCCGGAUCCUGCCCUUUGGUAAACACCAGAGGCUAUUUAAAAACGCUGCAGAGGUGUAUGACUUUCUGCUCAAAUUAAUCGAGCGUUUCUCAUGCAACAGAGUGCCUCAUUCACCCAGGCACUUUAUUGAUGCCUAUCUGGAUGAGAUGGACCAAAAUUCUAGUGACCCUGAAGCAUCAUACUCUAAAGAGAACUUAAUUUUCUCUGUCGGUGAGCUUAUUAUUGCAGGGACUGAAACAACGACUAAUGUAAUGCGAUGGGCAGUGCUAUACAUGGCUCUAUACCCUAACAUUCAAGAAAAGGUGCAUAAAGAAAUAGAUUGCUUUGUUGGGAACAACAGGACUCCAACUUUAGAAGACAAACCAAAAAUGCAGUAUACUGAAGCAGUUCUUCAUGAAGUUCUGAGGUUCUGCAAUAUUGCUCCACUUGGGAUUUUCCAUGCCACUACAAAAAACACAAUUGUGAGGGGAUACACCAUACCAAAAGGGACCACUGUCAUAACAAACCUAUACUCUGUUCAUUUCGAUGAGAAAUACUGGAGCAACCCAGGACUGUUUAGUCCAGAGAGGUUUUUGGACAGCCAAGGGAACUUCUGCAAGAAAGAGGCAUUUGUCCCAUUUUCACUAGGCAGAAGACACUGUCUUGGAGAACAACUAGCUAAAAUGGAGAUGUUCCUGUUCUUCACAAUGUUGCUCCAAAGAUUUCACCUUCAGUUCCAGAAUGGCUUGGUUCCCAAUCUAGCAGCUAAACUAGGAAUGACUUUACAGCCCCAUCCUUAUCUCAUCUGCGCUGUCAGGCGCCAACUGUGACUGCAAAUGCACUGCAAACAUGAACACUGACAGAAACAUUUACCUCAGGUGAGAUCUAGGUUUUGUUUGAAAUAAUACUAAACAGUGGUAGCAUUACUUGAGACCGAUUACAGUUCUGUAAUUUCCCAAAUUCUGGGUAUUUUUUUAAAUAAUUUGUCAAAUACAGAAACACUUGGUAGUUUUUUUUUGUAUUAACAUAUCAAGUUUGUGUGUACAUUUUCUUAAACAGCAGUAGCGGAACAAGUGGAAAAUAGACAGGAACACACUUAUUUUAAAGAAAGUAACCCAAACCUGUCCUAAACCAUAAUGUCAAAAUCAGGUUUGACAAGAUUCCUUUAUUAGUUGUUUUACAUUGUUUAAAAUGUUGACUGUAAUCUUAUACAUGUAAACAAAAAAAUGCUUAAUGCUCAGCAUUGACUUUAUUUUAGCAUACACUGUUUGAAUCUUAAACUGUGGGUAGAGGUUUUAUUUUUUUUUGGUCAAUAAUGUUACAAAUCACAAAGCCUUAUAUCACACACCAUUUGAGGGAGUGUCAUCAUAAAUGUGUUGGCCUAAUAUGGUGCACAUAUAUAUCCAAUGCUUUAUUAGUUAAGUUCCUUAACCAUUGUUGUCCAGUAAAAAUGUGUACAGUCAGCUCUCACAUAUCCAACCCUAUAAAAGUUUGACUUCAGUGAUGGUUAAACGAGUGUGACGCAUAUCUGAUUAUUUCAUUUUGGCUCUUUCCAACCCUUGUCCGUUUUUUCAAGGCACACAAAAAAGAUACAAUGUCAAAAAUACAUAGCUGAAAGGACUUUGUUAUAAAAUAUGUAGGCUUCCAUUAGAUGUACUGUAGUUGGUUUUGUUGGUACAGUACUAUAUUUUCAACAGAAGAAGUAUUUUAAUUCAGAACGAUAUGAUUCUGAAAAUAUCACUUGCCAAAAGAGACGACAUGUUAACUGUAAACAGUACAUACUUUUAAAUCCGGUAUUGUAGCAGUAUGUGAAAUUCCCCAUUAACGACCCAACAGCAGAAUGAAAUCAAAAUUUUACCCAUGCACAGAACUGCAUAAAAAUGUAAAAGGCAAUGCAAUUUACUCAGUAUUCAAAAUUGCAGAAUAUAGUGCUCAACAAGGCCCUAAUGUCACAGUUCACUUGCAAAUGAAAAUGCACGAAAGCAACUAAAGAUCACGGAUUUAAAAAAAAAUGCAUCACAGUAUCUGAAACAGUUUAAUGAUCAACUUUUACAUUACCGUAGCUUGUCUCAUUCGCUUUGUUUUUCCUGCAUUUUCGUUGUGUGAAACUGGAGGAAGCGCUGUGUAACUGCACAAUAAAGACAGACUGAUUUGGCAAAAAAAAGAAACGUAGGCUGUGAUGGAUAAACAAGUAUAUUGUAACAGUGAAGAGAUGGGCUUUGUAUAAAAAAAUUGGUGACGGAGUCGGAAAUCGCGUGUGACGGGUAAGUGCAUUAAUUUGUUACAUAUAUAUAUAU